Molecule: messenger RNA, 5586 nt
Organism: Schistocerca gregaria
Lineage: Eukaryota; Metazoa; Arthropoda; Insecta; Orthoptera; Acrididae
Exons: 6
Coding region: 465-1646 (393 amino acids)
Biological process (GO): actin filament polymerization
Cellular component (GO): actin cytoskeleton; cytoplasm
Molecular function (GO): protein binding
Source: RefSeq, a predicted model, not a curated record
UCAAAGAUGCUACAAAAUACCGCGCGGUUGAUUAUACGGGACUGAGAUCGGCUUCAUUUGUGAAUGAUCUACACAGAGCAUGUUUGUAAUCAUCACUGCAUAGCUAAAACUCCCAUCGAUAAAUGCGUAUUGUAAAUCUUGAGCUUAAAAUUUUAACAGGGAAAUUUUAAGUAUAGCGAGCAGCUGUUGGUUACUUGCGAUCGACGCUACCUGCUUUUCUGCUACAUAUUUUAUAUUACGUUUAGAUAAGAAUACAUCUCCUUGUUUCUGUUAUAAAAUAUUCUCUUUAGUUUACAUUGAAGACGACAGCGAAAUAUUCAUGCUUUUGCAGCAGUGUGGACUAAGAUAUUACUAACUGUUGGAUCUAUUUCCGUCGUUCAAUCAUCAAUGCGGGCAGUAUUUGUGUUUUGGUUGACACCGCGAGAAGUGUGACCAUAGCAAAGUAGUUUUGCGGUUGACACAAAAUGAUUAAUGAUGUGCCAUGCUUGACGUACAUGGCACUGUACAUUCUAUCGUUUCACGUACUUCAAAGUAAUUCGAGAACGUCAACUCUAUGGAAACUAAAUGCAGAAGAAGGAAAAAUAAUGGAAGCAAGUCAUUUUCCUGGGAUUGUUACAUUACCUGACGUGAACAGCGAUUCGAGGAUCGCUGACAGUGACCGGAUAUUUAACAUUAUUACGUCAACAAUACAUUUUGGAAAAUCGUGGACUAAACAGAGCAUGGAGUAUUACUGUACAGAUUGUCAAGCAAUGAAUUUUGCCCCCAAUGAUAUGUCCAACAAUAAGCAGACUGAAAAAGUGAAUAAUAAAACAAACCCUACAAGAAAUGACUGGAGCUCCAACAGGAACACAGUGGAUUUAGAUAUAGAUGAAAAACUGGAUUGUGGAAAGCCAGUAAAUUUUACUUAUUAUGACAAUCUUGUUGGAGUUGCAAACAGACACAAUCAUCCACAUGUACCAGAACCACAAGUGUCUUUGAUAUUCAAAAAGCGAAGUACAAAAAAUAUUGAGUUUGAUGUGAAUGCCUUGGAAAGAAAACUGAAGAAAGCAAAACGAGAGAAACCAAAGUCUGUACAACUUUACAACCAGAUAGGCAACUUCUGGAGAAUUAAAGGUGAUGCACAAAAGUCUAUAGAGUGCUUUAGAAGGGCCCUAGCAGUCUCACCACAUAAUGCGGAGGUGCUGCUUAAUUUGGCACGGGUGCUGUUUAAUCUGCAGUACCUUGAUGAUGCCAUUUACUUGACGAGGAGGUCACUGGAAGUGCAGCCUCCAGAUAAAAAUGCUUGGCAGCAGUAUUUUACUCUUGGUGAGAUCUUCAAGGCAUAUGGUCAUUACCAAGAGGCAACACUGCAUUUACGCCAUACCUUGGAGCUGAAGCCUGACUUUCAGCCAGCAGUUGCAGCUUUAAAAGAUAUGGAAUCAUUGCCUGAUACAACAAUUCAUGUCUACACACUUCUUAUAAUCAUAUGCUUGGUCUUGGGUGUCUUGCUUGUCAUCCUGUCUUCAAUGGAUGGAGGCCUUGAAGCUGAUUUUGCAGAGGCAAAACCUCAACGCCAUUUCAAUCGCGCCAUGGCUAUGCGAAGUUUGAAGAUGGGCAUCUCUCCUCGAGCGCUAAGAGCCAAGAGGUAUGCAGGAAACUACCCUUGAUUCAGUGCUUGUGAAGUUGUCGGAUGUGUUGUAUUACCUGCCAAAUAUAUGUGUGUAGUACCUGUAAAAGCUCACCAUUUAAUUCUGAUGUUUCAAACAUUAGAUAAAUGCUGUUGAAUGUAUAUUUUUUAUAGAAUUUGUUUUAUUUGUGAUGUAAUUUAUUUUAUUUAUUUGUUAUAAAAGAACAACAGAAAAAAAGUGUUUUUAAAACCCAAGUUUCUGUUUUGGUGCUUACAUUAAAACUUUUAUUUAUUUUAGAGUCAGAUUAAAUCUGAAAUCAUGGUGUUGGUCUUUGACUUGCAAUGAGCAUGCCAGACGUUAGAGGAACUUCUGUUUCCUUUUAACUUUGUUUUACUUAGAAACAGCAAUUCGGAGGAUUAUUGUUACCAUUGGUUGUGGUCGUGAUGCACUGUUGUACCAGGAAAAGAAGAUUCUGUCAAUUUUUAUUUUAAAGAAAUAAUAAUUGGUCUUAUUGUGUGACAUAGUGCAAUGCAUUACUACUUCAUAUGCUGUUGAUGUUCCCUAAAAUGUGUUCAAAUUUUUUUAAUCUAUCUGAGAGCAAUAAGUAAUUUGUCACCAUUAAUACUGUAUUUAUUGUUAUGUCUUUCAUUAAACAUUUUGAUAAUGUUUGUGUUGUCCUUUGUGUACUCAUUUGCAGUUCCUAUCAUUUGUACACACAAACAUUUGUAAUUUGAUUUAAAAUUGUAAUGUGGGUUUUGAGUGUAAGUAGAGGACAUGCAGCAGAUUUUAGUUCUAGUCAUUUUUCUUCUUGAGUGGAAAUGCUGUAAACACUUGUAUAAGAAACAGUUCAUAUAUUGAGGACUGAAACAGAUGUUUCUUUAUUAUAUACAGUAUUAUAACUGUCCCAGACAUAUUUGUAAUUGGUGUUUGUCAUUUGAAUCAUUUGUUUGGACAUUUGAUUUUAUGACCUUGUUUUUGAGAAAUAUUGUUUUGUUGUGAACUGUAGCCUUUAUGCAGAGAAAUGUUUAUUUUAUUAUAUACAUUAUAAUUUUUGUAUGAAAUUAAGCACAAAAUUUUUAUUGUACAGGUAUUCAUCUGUAAUCAUGUAUAUAUUCUUGAUAAAUUGAGAAACUUUGAUAUCAGAUCACCAAACAAGAAUAAAAACACACAAAUUGGAUCUUAAUUAUUGACAUUAAUAUUUAUUGACAUGUCACUAAGCUUUUGAUGAGAUUUCAAAUCUUUAACUUUGUAAUUUUGUUGGAUAAAUUGUUGUUUCAGCUAUAGGAGAAUAAGCUCCCUUUCCGUGUUUAAACUGUUUCUUGUAUCCCAUUUAUAGUCAUUGUUUGUCUGAUUUUAUUGUCUGCUAUAUGCACUCAGAGUGAGAAAAGUAGUUGCACCUAAAAGGAAGAGGAUUGUAGAGAUAUGUGGAAUGAAUGGGCAAACUAGCUAACAAUAGAUCAUAUGAGACUAAAUCUGUACCAAAAAGAAAAUUUCUUUGGGAAAACAGAGAGAGAACUGCUAAACACUCGUUAUCUUCAGGAGGCGAAAUUGUUAGUACUGUGCUAAUAGACACAUCUCAGAGCACAAGAAAUGAUUCCAGCAUGCUGAAUUAUUGGUUCCUUUUACAAGAAUGAAAGAGGGUAGGGGAGGUUAGAAAGUGUAGGCAGGCUACUUAGAUGCCAGGAUGAGAGAGACCUAUCUGUUGUAUAGGCGAGGGGAGACAGAGAUCCAGCACCUGAGGCAUAACUUGCAUGUAGCAGUCAGUGGCUUAAUGAACUCAUAAAAUCUAGCGUCUCCCUUACCUUUCCAUACACAUACCUUUAGUGUUCUUCCAACAGGACAGAACAACACUCAUCCACACGAUCUGUCUAAUUGACAAGUUGAACUCGCUACUUCUCCAUCAAAAAUAUGCAGGAAUUGCACGCGAGUGUGCGGUGUACAUGGGAUGGGAUUAUCAAAGUGGAAUUAUCAGGAAAAUUGGAAUACUAUGUGAGAAUUUGAAAACCACAUCAGUACAUUUUACCAAAAGAUACUACUUUCGAGUGCACAACUUUUUAAAUAUUACAUAUAAAUCUUUUUGGCAGAUAAUGCUUCAAUAUACAUCAUGUAUUUUCUGUCCAGUCUGCCUCUAUACGCUUUGCUGGAGACUGCAGUAAAUGGUACAAAUGUAAACUGUUGUGGUAUCACUAUGGAUAAGUUGUUUGAAAGGGGAAGGAGCCUAUAUUUUAUGAGGUUGUUAUCCUAUUGAAAGCUAUGUGUGCAACGUAAUGGCUGUGCCUCAUUUAUUUAAAAUAUUUACACAGUUUACUGCAGUCUCUAACAUAAUCGCAGUCUCAUGACAAAGCGAACUUGAAAUGGGCAGAAAUCACAUGAUGCACAUUGGGGCAUCAUUUGUUUGAUUUCUGUCAGACUACAAAGUGAGAUUAAAUUCCACCAAAGUGCUGACAACAAAAUUAUAUAAUGUGCAUUUGAAGGCCAUUUGUUGGGUUUAUUGCAAAGUACAAAAUUUGAUGUGGAUUGACUGAACAUAUUGAUAUCAAACUGCAACUGAAACCCCAACUGAGAGUCUACCAGUAUAACGAAUCAAAUGGAUGUGGUGCUCCACUAUAGCCAAACAAUAAACAAGCACAGCUCAAAAUUACUAGAUAAGUUGACUACACCCAUAGGCAUAUCAACACUGAACUGCCAAAGCAGUCAAAUGUCCUCAGGAAACAGCUAAUUUUGACUGCUGCUGAGCUGGCAACGUCCCCAGUCACCAUGGUCUGACAUCACUGACAUACACAUAAUGAAUCAUGAUGCAGACUCUCUGCCGGCCAGAGUGGCAGAGAGGUUCUAGGCACUACAGUCUGGAACCGCGCGACCGCUACGGUCGCAGGUUCGAAUCCUGCCUCGGGCAUGGAUGUGUGUGAUGUCCUUAGGUUAGUUAGGUUUAAGUAGUUAAAGUUCUAGGGGACUGAUGACCUCAGCAGUUAAGUCCCAUAGUGCUCAAAGCCAUUUAAACCCCCUUCUUUUUUUUCCCCCCCCAGGCUCUCUAUGAGUACAGUGUAACACAACAGUUGAUUCACCUUUGAGAAAAGUGUGGUUUAUCCAUUCACACAUCUCUAAAGUUGUCUCCUUUUAGAGAAAUACAGAAUUUUUUGUUGAUGAUGAUGAUAAUACAUUUUCAUUCCAAUACUGCUGAUAACAGGCAGCAGUGUUUGUUGGUUUAUCUACACAUUUUCUGAGUGGGAACACUAUUUCUUAUUGAAAGAAGCUGCAGUAAUGGGUGUUGGAUCAGCCAGCAUGCGUAAAGUUGUUUGUUCGAGAUCUUCUUUACCCUUUAUAUUGCUAGUGAAUAUCUUGUUUGUCGAUUAUAACUGACAGUUCUCAUAGUGAUACUAUUGUGACCGGUAUGAGGGCCACUGCACCAUUAGUAUGCUGAUUCUCUGAAAAUAAAGAUGCAGUCUCUGAUAAAGCUGUUCAAAUGUUUUAAUUGAUUGUGUACUUUCUUCAAAGGCAGAGUGUAUCAAAAUUAAUCAUUGAUUCAUUCCUGCUGACUUUUUUGGUGCAAAUACAUUUUUUUGAAAAAUGUUUAUUGCGAUUUCUUGUACUGAUCAUUAGUUCUGAAAUGCUACUAAUUAAGCAUCAUGUUAAACAAUUAAAUUUUUGGUGAACCAUGAACAUUCAGUAUGAGUUACUUGUGCAGAUUGUUAUGCUCAAAGUUUAAUAAGUAAGGAAAAAGUAUUAUUCCAGUCUUACAAAGAACUUUUUUUAGUGAUGUGCGAUUCCAAAAAGUUAUCUCAAAGUGUGUUUAGAAUGAAAUUAUUUCAGAGACUGUUGUUAAGUGAAGAUUUUAAUGAUGUUAUUUUCAUUGUAACUGUUCAAAUUUUUUCUACAUUUUUUGGCUAUUCAGUAUUAUGCUCCUUUUUUUAUCCGAACUUUAUCUUCACAAGGUCUGUAAGCUAUUUUCUUGAAUGAAUAAAAUAUUGUUUCACCAUUA